Aspergillus wentii DTO 134E9 is the source of this 2700-nucleotide messenger RNA. RefSeq lists its product as uncharacterized. The record is from RefSeq and is a predicted model, not a curated record. Gene Ontology annotation, cellular component: cytoplasm. Gene Ontology annotation, molecular function: ATP binding; protein kinase activity. The coding region runs from base 1 to 2700 and encodes 899 amino acids. NCBI's taxonomy places the organism in Eukaryota, Fungi, Ascomycota, Eurotiomycetes, Eurotiales, Aspergillaceae. The transcript is spliced from 2 exons. Gene Ontology annotation, biological process: signal transduction; protein phosphorylation.
AUGGCCAUCUCCAUUGCCGACAGUUCCUGUAGCCCAACGAGGCCCUUGGAUCUGCUUCCUGAGCAGCCGCAAAAGUUCCCUCCUCGCAAGCAGAGCAUGUGGCAGCGAUUGGGACUUCGUCGAUUGCUGGGUCGUGAUGAUCGAGAUUCUGCUUCCCACUCGCCUGCCUCCUCCGGGACCUCUUCUCCCAGCCACCAGCGACAGCACCACCACAGUCACAGCCAUACCAACAACAGCAGUUCCUUCAGCGCCAGCAAAUUCCACGAUCACCUCUCCCGCAAACUGUCCAAGCGAGUCGGCGUCGCCCUGCCUCGUUCCACCACCUUUAAACGCCAGGACUCGGAACGUCGAGAUCGGCUCGCUCCUGCCAACCCAGAGCCCCGUCGUGCCCAAUCCGCCGACCGUCGCCGCCCGCUGAGCGCCCAGAGAACCAGAUCUCCACAGCCCGCCGUGGGCCCCAGGUUAUCCGCUCCCGAGGUCCAGUGGUGCGAGGAGGAGGCUGCUGAGACCACGGUUGACGAACCGCCCGAGACGAAUGAUGACAGCGAUCUCCGAUCGGAAUGGAACCCUGGCCCUGACGUGACGGAUGCUCCCGAAGAGCAACCAGCGGACGAGAUGAUCGAGAUGGAGCUGGACAAACGAUGGAUUCUCAAUCUGAGCAUGCACUUCCGCGACCGGUCCGAGCGGGAGAAAUUUUUCGUCACCUACGCCGAAGCCCCCAAUCGCUGGCGCAGAGUCACCAUUUCGUGCGAUUACCGCAACGCCACCCCAGAUUCGCUCGAGCAGGACUUGAAGGAAUUGCGCUACCAGCGGGAUAAGUGCUCUCGCAUCUACGAAUCCAUCCGGGAAUCCCUCCUCGACAUCCAAUUCUACGACACCGUCACCAAUCUCAAGCUCGAGACCCGCGAUGGCCGCCUGCAUGUCCAUGUGACCGAAGACGUGAACGAAAUCAUUCCCUAUCCUCCUGUUUCCUGCGUGGGCCAUUUGCCCAACGCUCGCCUCGUCCCCGAGAAUCGCCUGCAUUUCGAUGCGCACUUGUCUGGGUUCGUCUACAAUGUGCGACUGGGUGGAAGAAAUUUUAUCAAAAAGGAAAUCCCCGGCCCUGACACGGUGGAUGAGUUCCUCUACGAAAUCAAUGCGCUGAAUGCGCUCAAUGGCGCGCCUAGUGUGAUUCAGGUGCAAGGAAUUGUGGUCGAUGACCGCGAGGAGGUGGUAAAAGGUCUGCUGAUCGAAUAUGCCGAGCAAGGAGCGUUGGUCGACAUCCUGUACGAAAACCGUGGCGAAAUAACCUGGGAGCGACGAGAACGGUGGGCCAAGCAGAUCAUCCAAGGUCUCUGCGAAAUCCACGAAUCCGGCUACGUACAGGGCGAUUUCACACUCUCUAACAUUGUCGUGGACGCCAAUGACAAUGCCAAAAUUAUUGACAUCAAUCGACGCGGUUGUCCCGUAGGAUGGGAGCCGCCGGAAAUUGCGGCCAAGAUCGAAAGCAACCAACGAAUAUCCAUGUACAUUGGAGUGAAGACGGAUCUGUAUCAGUUGGGAAUGACCCUGUGGGCAUUGGCGAUGCAGGAGGAUGAACCGGAACGACAGUGUCGCCCGUUGCUUCUGGAUGAAGACGCGAAAGUGCCGGACUAUUAUCGAAGGCUUGUUGAUAUUUGCCUCAGCCCGAACCCUCGACACCGGCUGUCAGCCAAGGAGUUGUUGGGCUUUUUCCCGCGUGAGCUUCCGAUGGAGCAGCCUAUUCCUCUUAUGAUACGCCCUCAACCUCAUCACAUACACUCAAGCAUUGGUGUGGGACUGCGUAACGGUUUUCUUCCCCUGCAAAACGCCCGUGCGAUUCCUGCCUCCGUGGCCUUUGCCAAUUCGCACGAUCUAGAUGACGGCUACUCCAUGAGCCAAUAUCACCCGAAUCUCGCGGCUGCACCGCCAUAUCUUGAACGAAACAGCGGCAUGUCGCUUGAAGCCGACGAGUUCCGACCCAGAACAGCUGAGACAAUGGACGAUUCGAGGAUUCGUGCAUUUUCAGUAGACAGCAAUCCGCCUGCACGCCUGGACCUUGAUGAAUUGGAUGACCAGCCAGGCUUUUCAGAAUCUAUCAGUCAAGCAUUACGCCCGGACAAUUUGGGAGACACCCAAAACCUGACAUCUCAGAGCAAUCCUCACGAAAUCGACUUGGAUGCUACUAUACACCCUCUCUUUCGCAAUUCAACAGAUCAAGAAGCAGGCCUGCCACCAUUCCGAGACGCUCUGCCUGGAGAACUUGCAGGCGUUGGUGGACACCCAGCUUGUUCUUUGAAUCAAAAUCCCACCGAUAACCCGUCUCCAGACUCUGUGAAAUACCAAGAGUCUCCCUUAUCCUCCGCAUCAACCCAGUCCACUGAGCCAUACCCACCACCCGUGACAGAUUUGGGACAAGCAUAUAUGCCCACCGAAGAUGCCACGUACCCGGACUGGUCAACACAAGUGCCCUCACACUCAGUUUCAUCCCUUUUACAUUCAAUACUACCGAUAAACCCCGCCCUAAGUCCUUCAGAACAAAAAUUGAUAUCCACGAACCCGAAUCCAUUCCACUCGCCUCUUACCAUCCGUUCUGCCCUUAACUAUCCAAGACCGGGCUUCCAAAGCCAUUCACCCUACCUGAGCGACUCUCAUUUACCGAUAAAUCCAGCAUUCAGUGACAAGGCUCUCCCAUCCCUAUGA